Caenorhabditis elegans is the source of this 1419-nucleotide messenger RNA. It is a transcript of the gene srd-32, whose product is annotated as Serpentine receptor class delta-32. The transcript has 6 exons. Gene Ontology annotation, cellular component: membrane. NCBI's taxonomy places the organism in Eukaryota, Metazoa, Nematoda, Chromadorea, Rhabditida, Rhabditidae. The record is from RefSeq and is marked reviewed. Bases 72 to 1091 code for a protein of 339 amino acids.
ACACACACAUAUUCUUUUCAUUUGGUGUAUGUGUGUAUGGGUGUGCAAGUGUCAUCAUUUGCCGUUUGAAGAUGUUCGUCGACAUUUACGAUCAACUCUACAUUUCCUAUGCGGCUGUAGUCUCUACGCUUGGAAUUAUUUUUAACGGUUUUCUACUUUUUCUAAUAUUUUUCAAAAGUCCAUCAUGUUUAACACCAUAUACUGUAUUCUUGGCGAACACCUCUAUAACGCAGCUAGGGUAUUGCAUAUGUUUCCUCUUAACAGUUCCAAGAGUUAUAUCGAUUAAUCUACGGAUCGUUAACAUCUACCUCGGUUUUUCUCAAUUCUUGGGUCAUUGGUGGAGCUAUAUGAUUUUUACUACAAUGUUACACUUCGCUGUUAACUCAUUUCUCUCAAUUAUGUUGUCAAUGGUAUUUCGAUGUAUUUCUCUCAAAACCCUUCGAUUUCCAACAUCUGGAGCAUUUGCCAUGUGUAUCCUCGCAUAUAUGAUUCCAUUGAGCAUGGUUGUCUCGAUACGGGGCAUUGAAAUCACCUCGAAUUUUACAAUUAAUAGCAAGUACACAUUAUGGCAGUUGGAAAACCUGGAUAAAUAUAGGACUGUGGUGGGAACCACUAUGGCGCAGUUAUCAACUCUAUGGGUGGCCUGCUGCGUUAGCAUCUUGUGCAUUCCAAUAUACAGUGUCAUGUUUUGGUGUCGAUAUCGGAUUUUGAGAAUGUUGGAGCGUCCCGGAUACAUGUUCAACACAACUACAACUUUGCAAAUUAAGAGAUUGGUUAAGGCUCUGACUGUCCAAUCUUUGAUACCAGUAUUCACCUUGUUUCCAGCGUCCCUCAUAUUCUUAUCAACCCAAUUUCAUGUUAUCGAAACCACCAAAUUUGGAUACAUAAUCAUUUCCUUAUUGAGCUUGAGCCCCACAAUAGACCCAUUGGUAACCAUUUACUACGUGCAGCCCUAUCGAAAAUAUAUCGUGGAUUUGCUGUGGUCCGAGGAGCGUCCGAUGGUGUCUCCGUUUCUGUCGAAUAAUGAUCCCAGGUUCUACAGGAGUCGUUCCAAUAGUGUUUUGAUGAUGAGAAAUACCCAUUUUGUGUGAUGCUGCCUUCUGACCUUUUGAUCAAAUCCCAAAUUUUUAAUUCUGCUAAACCACCCCACCCUCAUUCGCUGCAGCUCUUGCUCCUGGAGCCCUAUUGCCAUUCAUUUAUUCGCCGCCGAGCUACAUAUAUUUGCAGUUCAAUGUGGAUACUUUCUUUAAUUUAGAAUCCUUACGAGAAAAAGAAGAAGAGAGUAUUUAUUCUCUUCCUCAUUUUCGUCCCAAAGUUUGCGAAGCCUUUCAACCUGUUUUCGGACGCCAUACAUUUGUUAUUUACGAGAAUGCAAAAACGUCAUUUGCAUUCAUAUAAAUAAAGCUGGAUGUUUUAUUA